Aethalodelphis obliquidens (Pacific white-sided dolphin) is the source of this 1626-nucleotide messenger RNA. It is a transcript of the gene RTP5, whose product is annotated as receptor transporter protein 5 (putative). The record is from RefSeq and is a predicted model, not a curated record. Gene Ontology annotation, biological process: protein targeting to membrane; protein insertion into membrane; detection of chemical stimulus involved in sensory perception of bitter taste. NCBI's taxonomy places the organism in Eukaryota, Metazoa, Chordata, Mammalia, Artiodactyla, Delphinidae. Gene Ontology annotation, molecular function: olfactory receptor binding.
AGCGCCAGCAUGGACGGCGUGGAUGUGUGGGCCACCACCUUGGCCCAGCUGAUGGCCAAGAGGAAGCCCCAGAACACCUGGGAGCUGGUCCCCGAGGAGAACCUGGCCUCAGGGCACCUGGACAGCAGUGGUUUCCAGUACCGGCUGCGGGGGCUCUCGAGGCUCCAGUGUGGCCGCUGCCAGUGGGGCUGGUCCUCGGCCCACGUGCACAUCCUCUUCCACCUGUAGUGGGACGAGGAUGCCCAGCAGGGGCUGGUGAAGGUGCGCAUCUGGGCCCAGCGGUGCCGGCUGUGCCCGGGCGGGGCCGCCUGCCACGUCAGCCUGCUCAGCGUGCGGCUCUUCCUCAACAAGCUGGUGCAGUUCAUCGCGCAGAAGUGCUACGGGGAGGGCCCAGGCUCCGACCAGUGCCCCGAGAUCUGCUUCGGCGAGCACUGCGACGCCUGCGACCUGGGGGUCUGCUUCUUCCAGAAGCCCCCGGACCCCGCCUGGGGGCCCGAGGUCAAGAGCCCCAGCACCAGCAAGGGCAGGUUCACCCUGUAUGGUGGCAGCAACGUGGACGCCCCCACCGCCAGCCAACAGCUGCGCAUGCUUGGCUGCAGGCUUAUGGUGGACCGCUCCAGGGGCUACACCCACUCCACCACGGUCCCCCUCUCCGUGGCCGACUUCAUCAAGAACCCCCUCUCCGAGAGCAGGGACUUCUUCGGCGAGAGGGAGGAGAUCGUCACUGUCCCCUCUCCCUUGUGCGCGAGGACAAGGGGCCCGUGGCCGACCCCAGCGGGCCGCUCUGUUGGCAGGGGCUCCCCCUACCUGCCCACCAGCUCCAAGGCCACGUCCAAAGGCAAACGCUUCCCGGUGAACAUCAAAGUCCCCGUGUUCCACGGCAAAGGCCUCGUCCUCAGCGGCACCAAGGAGAUGACAGGCUUUAUCUACAAAGGCCAUGGCUGCAUCUCCGACCCUGAUGGAGAUGAUGCAGACGAUGGCUGGGGCCCCGCGUUCAGCAGCAGCGGUGCCGUCACUGAAGUCACUGAUGGAAACAGCCCGCGGCCAGUGACCUACAUCAUCGGCCUCAGGCACAACGGGCAGGGCUCCGUCACCUUCCCCUCUUCCUUGACCAAUGUGGUCCUUGAAGGCGAGGACCCCUUUGACCUCAUCUACGGCUCCCUCACCUUCCCUUUCAUCUUCGCCACCAAGGGCAAAGGCGGGGCGUCCUCUGCUGGCGUCACUGAAGGCAAAGGGAAGGGGGAUGGCGGCAGCGGCCCUGCCACCACUGGCCGUGAGCCCCUUCCGGGGACCAAUGCCAGUGGCCCUGUCCCCAUCAGCGAGGGCUCCGUCACUAUCCCCUUCUCCGUCCUCAGUAUCAUUCAGAGCAAGGGCUCUAGCAGUGAUGACAGUGGCCCUGAAAGCAAUGGCCUUGCCACCCCUGGCUUUUCCAAGAAGCAGAGGCAGCCGGGGCCCAGGGCGGGCAAGUCCGGCCCUGGGUGCUACUGGGAGGAGGACUUCUGCUGGGCCGUAGGCUUCCGCUUCGACCCCUACGAAGAAGUCUGGAUCUGGGUCUCCAUGACCGUCCACAUCCUCUGGAUAAUGUACCUGUACAAGUUCAGCUCUGACCACUCCCCGUGGGUGUGA